AUGAUGUUUCUUCGAAACGCGCGCCAUUUUUUCGUGCGCGCGUUGUAUUUUAUCGCCACCACACGUGAGUUGCUCGCUAAUUUCAGUGUAAUAUUAUCAACUCCUUGCUUUCCUAGCCUCAGCCAUGCUCCAAACCCAUUCACCUUCGCUGGGAGAGUCCAUUUCAAAUACCUUUUUCAAUAUCUAUCUAUCUAUCUAUCUAUCUAUCUAUCUAUCUGUCCCAUUCUUAUCAGAUUCACAUCACCUUAUCUCUGUUUCAAUUCUUUCAUAUCUAUCUAUCUAUCUAUCUAUCUAUCUAUCUAUCUAUCUAUCUAUCUAUCUGUCCCAUUCUUUGCAUAUCAACUAAUCAAAUUCACAUCACCUUAUCUCUGUUUCAAUUAUUUCAUAUCUAUCUAUCUAUCUAUCUAUCUAUCUAUCUAUCUAUCUAUCUAUCUAUCUAUCUAUCUGUUAGGGCCAAAAUAA
This is a messenger RNA of Acanthosepion pharaonis, 462 nucleotides long. The record is from the annotation of a GenBank genome assembly. NCBI's taxonomy places the organism in Eukaryota, Metazoa, Mollusca, Cephalopoda, Sepiida, Sepiidae.